AUGACCUCGCUCAAGUCCCCCUGCUCCGGCGCCGCCGUCCACGACGACGAAGACAUUGCCGUGGCCACCACCUCCGGAGCUCAGCCCGAAGGCACCGAACUCGCCCGCAGACGACGACACUCCUUCUUCAUCCCUAGACGCAAGUCAAUCGUCAGCCACAUCAUGGACGGAGAGGAGCAUUUGCUGUUGAAGGUCGACCUCUUUCUCACCGAACUCGAGCGCCGCCUCGAAUUCAUUGAGGAAUACGGCGAGCUCACCUUCGACUCUAGCAUAUCCCGCGCCUUCUCCACCCUCCAGACCGUCCGCGCACGAUGCUCCCACGCCUCGGAGGAAGUCCUCGGCGCAGGCCGCAGGCGCCUGCACAUCAUGGUCGAGACGUUGGAAGCCCGCUACCAGGACGCCCUCGCCUCCGCCGAGUCCCUGAACGAAAAGGCCCGCGUCGGCAUCGAGCUGCUCGACGACAUGCUCACCGAGUACGAGAGCCGCGCUUACAAGCUCCGCGAGCAGAGCCUGGCCAGCGCCACGAGCGCCGCCGGAGCCUUCAUGUCCGAGGGACGCAGGGUCGUCGACGGCGGUAUCGAGCUCGCCCGCGAGGUCGUGGACGAGAGUAUCGGGCGGGCCAAGCGUGCGGCGGAGAGCCUCGAGGAGACGAUUGAGCGUGCCAUUGAACGCGCGAGGACGACAAAGCUGAUCACCUACGACGACCUGCCCAUGCCGUGGCGCAUCAACCCGCACAUCCGCAACGGCUACCGCUUUACCGAGUCCAAGCUGGAGUGCAUCUGGUCCGCCUUUGGCGUCUCAAACGAGCUCGUCAACAUCUGGUCCCACGCCAUCGGCCUGUUCAUCGUCCUGGCCGUCGCUCUUUACUUCUAUCCCCGCAACGUCAACUUCUCCCUCAGCACCAAGACCGACAUCUUCAUCGCCGCCGUCUUCUUCUUCACCGCGUGCCUGACGCUGGUCUGCUCGACCAUCUGGCACACCAUGAACGCCGUCGCGGACGUCGACGCAAUCUCCAUCUUUGCGUGUGUCGACUACACCGGCAUCUCCCUGCUGAUCGCCGCAUCCAUCGUGACCACCGAAUACACCGCCUUCUACUGCGACCCCGUCAGCCGCUGGACGUACAUGUCGACCACCGCCUUCCUCGGCAUCGGCGGCGUCAUCCUCCCCUGGCACCCCACCUUCAACGGAGCAGACAUGGCGUGGGCCCGCGUCGCCUUCUUCGUCGGCCUCGGCGCCACCGGUUUCCUGCCCAUCCUGCAGCUGUACUUCUCCCACGGCCCCGACUUUGUGUGGACCUUUUACACGCCCAUCGCAAAGUCUAUCUUCGUCUACCUCCUGGGCGCCUUCGUGUACGCCAGCAAGAUCCCCGAGAGGUGGUGUCCCGGCAUGUUCGAUUACAUCGGCGGCAGCCACAACCUGUGGCAUCUGGCCGUUCUCGGCGGCAUCCUGUUCCACUACACGGCCAUGCAGUCCUUCUUUGCGGAUGCCUUCCGCCGCGCCGAGGCAGAGUGCUCCAUCUACUGA
Colletotrichum siamense is the source of this 1524-nucleotide messenger RNA. RefSeq lists its product as uncharacterized. Lineage: Eukaryota; Fungi; Ascomycota; Sordariomycetes; Glomerellales; Glomerellaceae. Gene Ontology annotation, molecular function: signaling receptor activity. Gene Ontology annotation, cellular component: membrane. The transcript has 2 exons. The record is from RefSeq and is a predicted model, not a curated record. Bases 1 to 1524 code for a protein of 507 amino acids.